Tetrahymena thermophila SB210 is the source of this 786-nucleotide messenger RNA. RefSeq lists its product as hypothetical. The record is from RefSeq and is a predicted model, not a curated record. Lineage: Eukaryota; Ciliophora; Oligohymenophorea; Hymenostomatida; Tetrahymenidae. The transcript is spliced from 10 exons.
AUGCAGCAAGCUUAGAAAUAGCAUACUAAAUAUACAAUUAGAUUAUAAAAGCUCAUCAGCCUUAUUUUCUAAUUUGUAAUAUCUUAAAAAUCUCCAAACUUUGAAACUCGUGUUGAAUAAAUAGGUUAAAGUUUAUAAAGCCUUACAAAUUUAUCAAAUUUUGAGCUCGAAUUUAAAUUUGAUCAGCAAAAAACUCUAGGAAUUUGCUCAAUAUUAGAAAACUGUAAGAAUUUAUCAUCUUUAAAACUUAAACUGAAUAACAAUGAAAUUACAGAUGAUAUGUUAUCUUAAAUGUGUUAGUCUUUAUCUUCCUGCAAAAAUAAUAAUCUUUAAAUUUUAGUUUUAGACUUCAGUAACAAUCAAAUUACAGAUGACAUGCUAUCUUAAAUGUGUUACUCUUUUUCUUCCUGCAAAAAUCUUUCGCAUUUAGAACUAAUUUUAAAGAAUAAUUAUUUAUAGUGUAUUUGUGGUAUCUGUAGUCCUUUGUUGGUCUUGAACAAUCUUUAAAUUUUAGUUUUAGACUUCAGUAAAAACAUUAUCAAAGGAUUAACUGUAUCUGAAUUAGGCUCUGCUUUAUCAAAGUGCUUUAACCUUAUAUCUUUAGAAUUUUGGCUUGACGAUGUAACAAUAUUUGUAUUUGCCAAAUAUUUGCCAAACAUAAUAAAUUUAAGAAAUCUAAAGCUUCAUCUAGAACAUAAUUCUGUUUCUGAAGAUUAAGAAAAAUAGUUAUCUAUUUUUGUUCUAAAAUUGAAGAAAUUAGUUUAAAAACAAAUUUCCAUAUUUUGA